Molecule: messenger RNA, 2749 nt
Organism: Mercenaria mercenaria
Lineage: Eukaryota; Metazoa; Mollusca; Bivalvia; Venerida; Veneridae
Product: bromodomain-containing protein 4-like
Exons: 2
Coding region: 1684-2382 (232 amino acids)
Source: RefSeq, a predicted model, not a curated record
UAUUCUUUUUUACUGCUUAAAUUUCUUAGACUCUUUAUCAGACCUGUUUUACUUCUGUUAUUUAUCAAUGACACAUAUCAAUGAAAGGCUUGUCUUACUUUUCAUUAUCCUAAUUCCAUAAUGAAAUAUCCUUUACCUUAUUUCUUUUCUACUUUACUGUAUAUUCAAAUAAGUAGCAUUAUGGAAAUCUUCAGUAUUUCUAUAGUGCAUAUUAUUUGAAAGGGAGCCAACUCCGUCGUCCUUGCCUACCAAUUAACGAUUAUCCAACCUUCCCCCGUCACUUUGGACAUUUCUUGAAAACAGGUACAUUUUCGUCCUUAAAUUUUGUACAUCUUUCAUCAAAAUUCAUAGGAAAGGAAAAGUUUAUUUGUAAAAAUCAUAUUGCAUUGUUAAACAUGAAUAUCUAUGUCACAUUUUCAUCGUACUUUAAUUACGGAUUAGUUGAAGAUUUUUCAGUAAUUUGAUGGAUUUUCUUGCAUUUAUACAUCGUCUGUGUAACGCUAAAAAAAAAAAAAAUGGCCGAAUUUAAUUUCAAGUUUAUCUACAAUUCUUUAAUUUUUACUGAGAUCUUAUAUAAAUAUUGUUUAUUGAUGCGAAUCCUAUUUUAAUUCUUUAUUUUGCCAUUAUUAAAUGCAUUUAUUUGCGGUAAAGAGCCUGGAGUCGAUAUGACCCAGUUUAUAUGUGUUUCAUGGAAGUCGUGUUAUGUAUACAGCUUAGAUCUGAUCUACACAGCUGAUCGCAUAUAACGACGUUUAACUGAAGUUCGGCAUACUUUUGUAGAUGAGUCCAAUUAAUUUUUUCGUGAUCCAGGAAAUAUUGAGAUAAUUAGAUUUUCUAUUAUUUUGACUAUAUGGAUGCUAAAUAUAUAGAUCUAUAUAUCCAUAAUAUUAUACCCUGUUUGGUGGGCUUUAGAAUAUUUGUGUUUGCCUAAUGGCUUUUUGUCAUAUUUGUAAUGUGGGCUUUGUCUGGCCAUUGUACCAAAUUGGUGCCAGUCAAAAAAAAAAAAAAAAAAAAAAAAAAAAAUUUGACUGCGUUUAUAUGUUUGUAUAUAUACUUCCGAUUUUCAUUCCGGGGAUACAAACAUAUAAUAUAUGAAUUGUUUCCGAUUAUCCGGAAUGAUCACAAUAUUGUUGACUUGCCAUUAUGCCUUGCUGGCGUGCAGUCAAAUGUUUAUAUACAGGCUUGUCUGGCCAUGAUCACAAUAAUGUUGACUUGCCAUUAUGCUUUGCUGGCGUGCAGUCAAAUGUUUAUAUACCGGCUUUGUGUGCCGGCAAUUAUAUGUAUAUAUUAUAUGAUAUUACAAAAUUUACAUAUAUAUUAUUUAUUACAUUGUUCGGAUUGAUUCUUGCAAUAUUGAUAUGUCAUUAUUCCAAUUUUUUAGUGUAAUGUUGGCUUUCUAAUUACGAUAUUCAUUAAAUUUCCCAAUUUCUACGGACUAGUAGACUUUACAACACGUACCCUUGUUUUUUACCGCAUUUAUUAAUUUGCAGAUUAUAUUAAUUUGUAUAAUUUCAAUUUUAUUUUUCAAUUUUCAAGAAUGUUCCCUAUAAUGAUUUAUAUUUAUUUCCAGUAUGUACGAUAGGUAUAUAAUAGUUGAACUAUAUUUGCCACUUAACCUCUCCCCCACCCCUUCCCCAAACCUCCUCAAAGAAAUUAGCAUAUUAGAAUUUUAAUUUUCCUUUCAUGUUGAUUGACAUCAUGCCCCGAGCGAGACGUGGUCGUGGGAGAGCACUCCGAAAUCAAGUUCAGUAUAUGCGCCAGAGGCCAGAUGCUCAGGUGGAGCACCAGAUACCACCCGUACCUUUGCCAGUUCCACAGAUGCAGCCACCACCACCACUUCCACAGCAACCACCACAAAUUCCACCACUUCCACAGCAACCACCACAAAUUCCUCCAGACCUGAAUCUACCUCCACAACAUCUCCCACAUCACAACAUGUUACCUCAUCUGCAAGACGGACCUCAACCACCUCAUCUGAAUCUACAUGACCUCCCCCAACAGCCGGAACCAGAUGACAUGCAGCCUGCACUUCAAGCCAUUCCACCACAGAUGCCGCCAUUGCCUCAGCCUGAGGAAGAUCUCCAGGGCCAAGACGGCGAUUCAUUUCUCCGCAAAAAUCUAUGGGCAUUAGGCCAUACUCCGGUCAAAACUGACAUUUUAAAAAUAUAUUUGGAUUUAUAUACAAAUCAAGAAGAUGCAAUUUACUUAUAUAAUGGUUUCAAAUCAGGAUUUCAUCUUCAUUAUUCUGGCCCACGGAUCCCUAUUUUUUCCAAAAAUCUAACAUCUGUUAAUAAUCACCCAGAAGUAUUGAAAGACAAACUUCAAACUGAGGUUGAUCUAGACCGUAUUUUAGGCCCCUUUUCUAAAAAAACCAUUAUCUAACCUGAGAAUUAAUCCAGUUGGCCUAGUGCCAAGAAUUACUGGAGGUUGGCCUCUAAUUUCUAACCUCUCUUAUCCGGUAGGUUUUUCUGUAAAUGAUUUCAUUGACCCUGAAAUUUGUUCAGUACAGUACUCAAAAUUUGAUAAUGCCAUAGAAAUUAUACAGCGUUUAGGAAAAUCUGCCCUUAUGGCAAAAAAGGAUAUUAAAUCAGCUUUCAAUCUUUGCCCCGUGUACCCAGGUGAUUUUGAUCUUUUAGGUAUUUAUUUUGAUAAUAAGUACUAUAUACAAAAAAUGUUACCGCAAGGAGCUUCCAUUUCCUGUUCAAUUUUCGAAAAGUUCGCAACUUUCAUUCAGUGGUCCGUAUCAAAA